AUGUUAGUGGAUAAAAACAAUUUGAAGUUGUGCAAUGUAAUUAAAGGUAUGGUGUUGACUUGGAUAAGAGAAAAUGUAGAUGCAGAGGUUGAGGAAUAUGUUGCAGAGUGGUUUACUAAAUCUGCAUUUCUUAGGGCCUAUGAGUACAACAUACAUCCUCUGAAUGAUAGUACCUUGUGGCCCCGCAUGCCUGAUGUUCACCUGAUACUACCUCCUAUUAGGAGGAGGUUACCUGGUAGGCCAUGUAUGAAAAGAAAAAGAGACCAAGCAGAAAAUGAACUCGGUGGAAAUACAAGGCAUACUCUAAGAAUGGCAGGUCCAAGUAAAGCAAGAAAGAAGAGUAAUGCAAGAAACUGUCCUUCACAAGUAGGUCCAAGCACUCCAGCUCCAUGUGCUCCAACACAUGUCAAUCAAGAUCCUGUGAAUCAAGAGCAUGUGAAUGAAGUUCCUAUGAAUGAAGUACCUAUCAACCCAGAUCCUGUGAAUCUAGUACCUGUUAACCUAGUGCCUAUGAAUCUUGGUGUUAGAGUGCCUAAGAGUCUUGGUUUUAGAGCAAGGAAGCUUCAGAGAGAAUCAACAAGAUACAAAUCAGGAAGCAUGUUUUUCAAAAGGAUGGAAAAGGAGUGA
Molecule: messenger RNA, 627 nt
Organism: Lactuca saligna
Lineage: Eukaryota; Viridiplantae; Streptophyta; Magnoliopsida; Asterales; Asteraceae
Source: the annotation of a GenBank genome assembly